UGUAAUCCUGAAACAGACGGACAAUUUUUGAAUUCCUUAGUGCACUAUUUGGGUGACAGCCUUGGGACAAAUGUUAAAACAAUGCCCCUACUAGAAGAAACUACUCUGCCUGUGGAUGUGCCACUGACUUUGCCAAUGGUAGUAAUAGGUAAUGGGCCUUCAGGAAUUUGCCUCUCUUACAUGUUGUCUGGAUACAGGCCUUAUUUGUCUCCUGAAGCUGUACAUCCAAAUCCAAUUUUGCAUAGUAAACUAAAAGAAGCUAGGCAUCUCUCUCUUGUUGAUCAGGAGUUAGAAUACUUGUCUGAAGGCCUAGAAGGACGCUCUUCAAAUCCUGUUGCAGUACUCUUUGACACACUGCUUCAUCCAGAUGCUGACUUUGGAUUUGACUACCCAUCUGUUCUUCACUGGGAGCUAGAAGAGCAGCAUUAUGUUCCUCAUAUGGUCCUUGGCAAAGGACCACCUGGUGGGGCUUGGCAUUCUAUGGAAGGCUCUAUGCUGACCAUCAGUUUUGGAGAUUGGAUGGAAUUACCUGGAUACAAAUUUAAGGACUGGGCUGCUACUAAACGAAGAAAUAUAAAAUGUGACAGAGUUCUGCCAGAAGAAAUUGCUAGCUAUUACAAGCACUAUGUCAAAGUCAUGGGCCUACAGAAGAACUUCAGAGACAACAUUUAUAUUACAUCUGUGUCAAGGCUUUACCGAGAACAGGACCAUGAAAAUGAAAGCCAAGUGAAAGAACAUGUUUCAGAACAGCAUUUCCAAACACAAGAGCAGGAUGGACAGAACCCACCGAUCAAAAGAAACUGGGAAAUCCGAGGUUACCAGAGAGCACCGGAUGGCUCUCAUGUACCAUUUUGUUUGUUUGCUGAGAAUGUGGCUCUUGCUACUGGAACCUUUGAUGCUCCUGGCCGCCUACAAGUUGAAGGAGAAGAUUUUCCCUUUGUCCUCCAUUCCAUGUCUGAUUUUGGAGCUGCUAUAGGCAAAGGAAUAUUAUGUGGAAAAACAGACCCCGUCCUAAUCAUAGGUGGUGGACUCACAGCAGCUGAUGCAGUUCUGUGUGCUUAUAACAACAACCUCCCUAUAAUUCAUGUAUUCCGCAGAAAGGUCACUGACCCAAAUUUAAUUUUCAAACAGUUGCCUAAGAAGCUUUACCCAGAAUACCAGAAGGUCUACCAUAUGAUGUGCACGCAGUCAGUCACAAACAUGGACUCUAAUUUGCAUUCAUCUUAUUUCAGUUUUCCUGAACAUCGGGUACUUUCAUUUCAAUCAGAUAUGAAAUGUGUCCUUCAGAGUGCCACUGGACUGAAGAAGAUCUUAAAGUUCUCUGUAGCCUUAGUAUUAAUAGGUUCUCAUCCUAAUCUAUGCUUCUUAAAGGACCAAGGCCAGGGUAUAGGUCAUAAUCCAAAUCAACCAAUUACAUGCAAAGGUAACCCUAUUGAAAUUGAUCCUUACACAUAUGAGUGCACAAAGGAACCCAAUCUUUUUGCAAUAGGGCCUCUGGUUGGAGAUAAUUUUGUACGUUUUUUAAAGGGAGGGGCACUGGGUAUUGCACGAUACUUGACAAAAAGGCAGAAGCAUCAACUCAUUGUUGAAAGAGGAGGUGACGGAGUGCCCUAA
Molecule: messenger RNA, 1614 nt
Organism: Gekko japonicus
Lineage: Eukaryota; Metazoa; Chordata; Lepidosauria; Squamata; Gekkonidae
Gene: OSGIN2
Product: oxidative stress induced growth inhibitor family member 2
Exons: 5
Coding region: 82-1614 (510 amino acids)
Source: RefSeq, a predicted model, not a curated record